This is a messenger RNA of Musa acuminata AAA Group (dessert banana), 968 nucleotides long. Its product is annotated as histone H2B. Gene Ontology annotation, molecular function: DNA binding; structural constituent of chromatin; protein heterodimerization activity. The transcript has a single exon. Lineage: Eukaryota; Viridiplantae; Streptophyta; Magnoliopsida; Zingiberales; Musaceae. The coding region runs from base 263 to 733 and encodes 156 amino acids. The record is from RefSeq and is a predicted model, not a curated record. Gene Ontology annotation, cellular component: nucleosome.
AAACCAUCAUCCAAUAACAAGCCUCCACGCUCUCACCGAACCUCUCCCUCAACCAUUAUCAGCCGUCCAUCACGCUACGUACAAACGACGCGAUCUCUUCCACGUCAUCUAUCCGGAACCACUACAUGAUGCCCAAUCGAAACCCAGAGACUUUCUCUUUAAAUGCCGAUGGUCAGGUUCCUCGAACCACAUCCCCUUCUUCCUGCCUCUCCGAAGUCUUCCCUCGCCUCUCUCAUCCCUCUGCUGCCCGAUCGCGAUCCCGAUGGCGCCCAAAGCUGAGAAGAAGCCGGCGGAGAAGAAGCCUGCUGCUGCUGAGAAGCCGGCCGAGGAAAAGGAGAAGAAGUCCGUGGCCGAGAAGGCUCCGGCGGAGAAGAAGCCAAAGGCCGGGAAGCGCCUCCCCUCCAAGGACGGCGCUGCCUCUGCCGGCGACAAGAAGAAGAAGAAGAUGAAGAAGGGGACCGAGACCUACAAGAUCUACAUCUUUAAGGUGCUCAAGCAGGUCCACCCGGACAUCGGCAUCUCCAGCAAGGCCAUGUCCAUUAUGAACUCCUUCAUCAACGACAUCUUUGAGAAGCUCGCUCAGGAGGCCUCUCGUCUCGCCCGCUACAACAAGAAGCCCACCAUCACCUCUCGCGAGAUCCAGACCUCCGUCCGACUCGUCCUCCCCGGUGAGCUUGCCAAGCACGCGGUCUCUGAGGGCACCAAGGCUGUCACUAAGUUUACCAGCUCUUGAACGGUUAUCGACUCGGUCUUGACUGGAUCUUGGCAGAUCUGGGAACCUGGGGUUUCAUCUUGAACCUUGCUGCUUUUAAUUUAGCCUUUUAUUCUGGUGGAAGACGGUUGCUGUUAUGUAAUAUACUAAUUUCUGCUGGUGGAAAAAUGGCAACUAGAUUGUCUUUCAAUUAGCAGUGUUCGUUGGCUCUUGUUUUGAUGUUUGAUAAUGGAUAGAUUAUGCAUAUUUCCGCUGC